GGCUGGUUCGUUCAUUUAGUUUCUUUGCAUAGCAAGAACGUUGAGAGCUUUCUCAAGUUUGGGUUAGGUGGGAAAGCAUGGCCACAUCUGGGGAGAAGAAUGAAGUUGCUUCCUUGGAGCUCCCUGCUCCUCCUGGCUGGAAAAAAACGUUUAUCCCCAAAGCAGGAGGGAGUGCAAAGAAAAAUGAGAUCAUAUUUACUUCUCCAACUGGGGAAGAGUUCACUAGCAAAAAGCAGUUGGAGCAGUAUCUGAAAUCCAACGCUGGUGGCCCUCCGAUAUCCGAGUUUGACUGGGGAACUGGUGAAACCCCUAGGAGAUCAGCAAGGAUCAGUGAGAAGGCGAAGACUGCUCCACCCCCUCCUGAAAGCGAGCCUCCUAAAAAACGAGGCAGAAAAUCGUCAACUCCAAAGAAAGAUGCCCAAGAGAAAGAAGGAAAACCCGAGGAUUCUGCAGCUGUGGAUCCUGACAAUGAUGCCAAGGAGAAGGAAGAUGAGACUGAGGAAUCCAAGAACGAUGGCACGAAGGAGAAUGAAGAUGAAACCCGAAUUGCUGAUGAUGGAAAAGCAGAAGAAGAUGCUCCUUCUGAACAGGAACAGCAGACCAAUGCCGGGGAAGAUGUCAAAAUGGUAGAGAAUGCUGAAGAUGAGGAGAAGAAUGCUGGAGCUGAUGGUUCCGAUGUAAUGCAGAAGGAUGAUGAAGGUAAGCAGGCAACAGCAGAGAAGCAGGACGAAGCGGGAGGGGAGAAGGACGACAAAGAGGGUAGCACUGAUGAUGCAAAGCCAAAUGAAGCAGGAGCCGAGAAACAUGAACAGAAGGAUUGUACGAUAGAGGAGCAGAAAGAUUCAGUUAACAACGAGGUGAACAAAGUAGAGGGGGAAGUGGAAGUGACAGUGAAUGGCGGGAAAGCUGAGGAGCCAAGCUCUUGAGUUGCGAGAAGAGAUGGAGUUAAUAAUUGAGUUGCUUCUCGAUCUAAUCCUGUUUUAACACCUCGAUCAGUCUUGUGGCUUAUUUUGACAAUUGUUAAUGAUAGAUACUCUGACUGUUGAUGGGACAUCCAUAUGUUGUAAAAUUGUAGAGUAGGUCUCCUGUGUUACGUUGCUGUGAAAGGAUUUGUAGCAUGCAGAGUCCACAGAGAGUCUUUACUAUAACACCUCUUAGCCCAGACUUAUGUUGCUCUAAGGACAGCUUUAGGUUGCAAAUACCUUUUGUUGCAUGUUCAUGUUCAUGUUGUUGUUAACACAACUCAUUCUGCUGUAAUACUGUAAUAAGCAAUGUCGAGUCCUUCAUGCUUCCUAUAUCA
Molecule: messenger RNA, 1300 nt
Organism: Ipomoea triloba (trilobed morning glory)
Lineage: Eukaryota; Viridiplantae; Streptophyta; Magnoliopsida; Solanales; Convolvulaceae
Product: methyl-CpG-binding domain-containing protein 11-like
Exons: 2
Coding region: 78-926 (282 amino acids)
Molecular function (GO): DNA binding
Source: RefSeq, a predicted model, not a curated record